This is a messenger RNA of Rotaria sp. Silwood2, 456 nucleotides long. NCBI's taxonomy places the organism in Eukaryota, Metazoa, Rotifera, Eurotatoria, Philodinida, Philodinidae. The record is from the annotation of a GenBank genome assembly.
AUGCUUGCCAACAGCGUUGCUGUUUUGUUCAUGAUAACGUAUGUUACUGCUCAACAAACUUGCCAAUUGACUGAUCCGGAUAUUCUUGGACCUUACUAUCUUCCUGGCGCACCUACAUCUAAAGAGCAACUUUGUGCUAACUUGCCGGCACAUGAUCGAUUGGUUUUAACUGGCCAAGUGCUCGAUUAUGAAUCGGAAUGUAGACGUGGUAUUCCUAAUGUGAAAUUGGAUUUAUGGCAGGCUAAUUAUAAUGGUGUGUAUUCUGGUGGCCAGAGUGCUAAUGAUUGGUGGUGUCGAGCUGUCAUUGAAACGGAUUCUAAUGGUAAAUUUCGUAUUACUACUCUAUUUCCUGGCCGUUACGAUGACGGUGGUUACCGUCCGGCUCACAUUCAUUUCAAGGUUACUGUGCCAGGUUAUCCAACAUUAGUAACUCAAUUAUAUUUCAAUCUUGAUUAG